AUGAAUCAUAUCAAUAAUAAUUUUGGUAGUAUAAAUAAUCGUGAAAAUAAUAUUGAACAUUCAAAAAAAUCAUCCGGUCAUAUUCAAUUUGACGAACAUGAAGGGAGAUACGGCGGCUUAGGAAUGGGAGAAGAAACCCCAUUGUUAAAAAAACCAAGACCAAGUUCCGUACCACUGCCCUUUGAUAAUUCUCUACGGAAAAAGCAACCACUGUAUUUUCAACAGAAACAACAACACUUACAGAGACAUUCUUUAUCAAAUAGUUACACUGGUUUAAGAAAUCUACAAGAUUAUGUUGUAAGUAUGAAUAAUUUGGACUCAAAUGAGACAAAUUCCUACGAUGAAACCGACUCGGACAACGGUACCGCUAAUGCAUCUUCCAGUGCCACAACACUACAGCAACAAAAUGAUGCAUGUUUCCCUAUGGCCGAAUCUGCUGGAUUUAAACGACCUACAGGGAUUGAUUACGAAGCUCUCGAGAACUAUGUGAAGGUGGAGAAUGAAAAACGUCGAAAUCAACAAAGACGUCGACAAAGAAGAUUGAGCGAGCCGGCGUCCGCAUUUGUUAGAAAGAAAAGUAAUAAUCAUUGUCCCAAUUUGGAAAUUAAUAAGCAUAACUCAGAAAUACUAUACAGACUUACGUUUUAUUCUGCAAUACAUAGUACAGUACAUGCACGUACAUUGGCAGAAAUACCAUCAGCAGAUUCAUCAUUAUCAGAAAUGUUGAAAGAUGGAUGUUGGUGGAUUGAUGUAUUAUCACCUACAGAUGAAGAAAUGAAAGAAUUUGGUAAGAUAUUCGGUAUUCAUCCUUUGACUAUUGAAGAUAUAGAGACAGAAGAGACACGCGAAAAAUGUGAAAUAUUUAAAGAUUAUUAUUUCAUUUGUUUUCGAUCCUUUGAUCAAGAUCAUUAUUCUUCAACCUAUUUACAACCUGUGAUUAUUUAUAUUAUCGUAAUGAAAGAAGGAGUUUUAUCGUUUCACUUUCAUCCAACACCACAUCCAGCAAAUGUUAGACGUAGAAUAAGACAAUUAAAAGAUUAUAUAACUGUCACACCUGAUUCAUUUGCACCACUUAUUCAAAAGAUUGAAAUUGAAGUGGAUUCUAUUGAUGAAUUAGUGUUGAUGCUCAAGGAAUGUGAACAAACUGAUAUGUUACGUAGGAUAGGACAUUGCCGUAAAAGAGUGUUGGGAUUAUUGAGAUUGUUAGGAAGUAAAGCAGAUGUUAUGAAAGCAUUAAUAAAAAGAUGUUAUGAAUUGAGAUGGGAUGUGUUUAUUAGUAAUGAAAUUUUAUUAUACCUAGGAGAUAUUCAAGAUCAUGUCAUUACAAUGGUCCAGAAUUUGAAUCAUUAUGAAAAAAUACUUUCUAGAUCACAUUCGAAUUAUUUGGCACAAAUUUCAAUUGAAAUGACUGAAGCCAAUAAUCAAAUCAAUGAUGUUUUAUCUAGACUUACAGCAUUAGGAACCAUUUUAAUUCCGAUGAAUCUUGUGACUGGUUUAUGGGGGAUGAAUGUUCCGGUCCCAGGACAAGAAAGUGAAGGCUUGACAUGGUUUAUUUCUAUAUUAGCAGGAAUAAUUGUGUUUGCUAUAUCAGGUGUUAUAAUGGCUCAUAGAACUGGAAUUUGUGAAUAG
Entrophospora sp. SA101 is the source of this 1629-nucleotide messenger RNA. Lineage: Eukaryota; Fungi; Glomeromycota; Glomeromycetes; Entrophosporales; Entrophosporaceae. The record is from the annotation of a GenBank genome assembly.